AUGGCUCCAUCUUCAAACUGGCGCCAGUACCAAUCCAGCAAUAGCACCACUUCGGGUCGCAGCGAGCGCUCGUGCGACACUGCGCCAACAGAGUAUAGCGACCGCAGACCAUCGUUGGCCCAGAGCGAAACAUGUCACGCCCGCAUGCAGAUGCGAAAUCGAGAAAGGGAUUAUUUUGCGCCCCACGAUGACUCCGACCGCUAUCGGCAGCUGCCGCCCCGCAUAUCGGUCGACACGUAUGCCUCGACGUCCGAGGAGGACGUCGCUGAUGAUGUCGACGAUGUGCCCGACUACCAUGUCCCAAUAUACCACCACGAGCCGCUGCCAUGCGAUGCCAUUCCGACCACACCCCGCGACUUCGCCGAGCUCUUCCCCACGUCAAAACGCAUAUCAAUACGACACGACGACUCGACCAUUGAUGGGAACAUGAAUCUCAGAGUAGACACGCAGGUGGAAGAAAGAGGGCAUCGAAAACAGAGCUACACGCUCUUCCACCUCCGCAUGCAGGAUCUGCGCACCCGCCAGUUCUCUCUGCGUCGGUACUGCAGAGAGUCCGGGCGCGAGGUUUGCCACUCAAUGCGCAAGUACCAGAAGCCGGCCACGGAAAUGCGGCCAGUCCUGCAGCGCGCAAGCACAGCCCUCGCUAGUCUGGUUAAGCCCGACUCCCGCCCUUCUACAUCGGCGGGUCUAAAGCGGGCGGACUCUGGCUACGACUCCUUCCAUGGCAGUGCAAUCGACGAUAGCGAAGAGCCAUUGGAAGCACGUCCCAAGGCCGUGGGCUACUCAAAGGGCCGUGCGCUGAUACCAACAAAUACCAUCAAGCUUGAGUUCUCAAACUACGCACAUCUCGAUGUAAAGCGCCGUGGCGCCAAGUCGUACAAGAAGUAUGCCUUUGAAUACUGGGGUAACGACUAUUCCUGGAAGCGUAUCAUUAAGAAGGAGGGCCGCGACCAACAGGAGUCCGUAUCCUACUACCUCGUCCGCGACGACGACGAUAAGGAGCCUCUGGCCCACAUCUGUCCCGUAAAACUGACGCCGAACGAAGCGCGCGAGGAGGCUGCGCGGGGUGGCUGGGUGCCACCGUGCUAUAUGCGCAUCACUGACGAGAAGAUCUUGACUUCCGACUCCGACAUCUCCGAUGUUGUUGUGGCGACAGGCCUCAUAGCCCUCGCAGAUGACUGCAUCAAGCGACACUUCCACUCCAAGCAGAGUACGCAGAUCCACAUCCCUCUUCUGCGAAAUUCGUCUUUCAAGAUGGCCAAUCUGGAAUACAUUGGCCCAAGACGACUCAUCGAUGAAAUGUUCAAUCGAAAACAUCAAGAUGGCCUCGUGUCGAAGAGGCGUCCUUCACCCGCCGUGCGACGUGUCUCGACAUCGGUCUAG
Molecule: messenger RNA, 1383 nt
Organism: Pyrenophora tritici-repentis Pt-1C-BFP
Lineage: Eukaryota; Fungi; Ascomycota; Dothideomycetes; Pleosporales; Pleosporaceae
Source: RefSeq, a predicted model, not a curated record